UCCAUAGCCUGGAGUGAGUGAGAGAAAGAGGCAGAGAAAAAAGAGAGAGGGGAACUAGUUCCGAACCACAAAAGUCCAGUUUGCUUUAGACCAAACUGCGAUAGACAGAGCCAGAAGACAGAAGAAAGAGAGAGAUCAGCACUUGUCCUGCCUAUCUUACAACAGGAACAGCAUUUUACUGUUACGGCUGCAGUUGGAACGUGGGCAUAACUGCACAGAAUGUCUAAACAGCCAUCGACCAAUGUAAAAGCCCUGCAGGCCAACCUCAAUAUUCCAAUGGGGGGUUUGCGUCCUGGGGCAGGACUUCCUGCGAAGAGGAGAGAGGAUACAGUAGAAACAGAGGAGGGAUCCCCAGUCACUCCAGAUGACAAAAAGCCCCUGCCUGGUGCUGUGAAACUACCGGGCCCUGCAGUCAACCUCUCGGAGAUCCAAAAUGUAAAGAGUGAGCUCAAAUGGGUCACAAAAGACUAAACAACAGGUGACUCCACCCCUAGCCCCUCUGCAUCCAAGGCAUUGGUUACUCUCUCCAUCCAAUCAGAUAAAAGCAUUUACCAUAAACUCCCAUCAAUUACAACAGAAUCAAUGACAAGCCUUAAUGACGACACCACUGACCCGAGAAUGUGCGAGGGAGUGGAUAUUAGCAGAGAAAAGACUGAUGACAAUUUACCAGUUAGAAAUGUCUGAAUUUACCAGACAUUUACCAUGUCUGUCUAAAAUAGGUCUUCUCUGUUUAAACCUACCUGUAUGCUGUCCUGUUCUGUAUUUUGUAUUUUUUAAUUUACUUUGUUCAGUAUAGGAAUUCUGUAUUCUACUACUAUAAUGUAUAGAGUCAUAUAGUGCUUUUUAUCUUGAAUCAUAGACAAUUUAUAAGGCUGCUGGAAUUGAAUGGAACAAAAAUAUAAUGCCGUAAUUCAUCCAUGUUCCAAGAAAAUCACAGAAAAUGUCUUGAAACAUUCAUCUUGAUCAAAUGUGACACAGAAAUAUCUAUUUUCUUUAUAGUUUUCUCUUAAAUCAACUCAUCUUUUUCCAUUCCCCCUCUAUCUCCAUCUUUGGAUUUGUUCUUGUGUAUUGCAGUAUAUGAGUAGGCUGUUGCAUAAUAAAACACAAUUUAGCGUUCUAUCCAGUUGCAAGCCUGUAGGAGGAUGAAGCCAACACUUGUUUUUCUUGAACAAAAAGAACAGGAUUUCAAAUGGUGCACCAUCAGUUUGUUAUGUACUUAAACCAGGAGUUGUUUAACAUUGUAAAACUCCUCUUUUCCUCCCCUGUAAAUCACAUUGCUUGUGUCUAUACUUCCUAAACAGCUCCUAGCAGUGGAAGGUGUCCUAUACUUAGAAAGUGUCCUUAUUAAAGAUCAUGUAUUCAUCCUUAGAUCAGAGUAACUCUGCAUUUUGAGCUACAGUUAAAGUAUCAGUAAAAGGUCUGCAAACAAGCCUGUUGAAAAAGCAUCCCAGGUGACACCUCAUGAAGUUGGUUGAGAGAAUGCCAAGAGUGUGCAAAUUGGUAAUCUAGGUAAAGGGUGGCUACUUUAAAGAAGCUAAAAUAUUUGUACUUUUUGUUUCUACGUUUUUUGGUCACUGCAUAAUUACCAUAAUUCCAUUUGUGUUAUUUAAUAGUUUUGAUGCCUUUACUAUUAUUCUAAAAUGUACAAAAUAGUAAUAAUAAAGAAUAAGUGUGUUCAAACUUA
Messenger RNA from Xyrauchen texanus (razorback sucker), 1684 nucleotides. RefSeq names its product small muscle protein X-linked (gene smpx). The transcript is spliced from 5 exons. Lineage: Eukaryota; Metazoa; Chordata; Actinopteri; Cypriniformes; Catostomidae. Gene Ontology annotation, cellular component: muscle tendon junction; M band; costamere. The record is from RefSeq and is a predicted model, not a curated record. The coding region runs from base 220 to 471 and encodes 83 amino acids.